Macroventuria anomochaeta is the source of this 819-nucleotide messenger RNA. RefSeq lists its product as uncharacterized. Bases 281 to 739 code for a protein of 152 amino acids. The transcript has a single exon. Lineage: Eukaryota; Fungi; Ascomycota; Dothideomycetes; Pleosporales; Didymellaceae. The record is from RefSeq and is a predicted model, not a curated record.
CAAAUACACCUUCGCUGACCUUCCUUGUCCUCACGCACUUAAACCUAUCAGGCAAAAAUCUGCUCAUCAACAUAUUAUUUCCAUUCCUGAUCCUACAGUCCGCCUCCCGGUCGCUCCUCCUUGCCCAAAUGAUUCCGAAGACAUGGUUACAGCCAUUCCCUGCGUUCAUUGACGAACUGCCUACAUGUGACAAGGAAGAACAACACUGCACCCGUCACUUCAAGCAUGGCGCCUGCCGAUACAUGAGACGACGUAAUCGAAAGCAUCCACAGCCGUCCCAAUGCACAUGCGCAAAAACAAUUUUCUCACACUCUUCAGCAGCUCCUGCAAGCCCAGCACCUCAGAUCAAGAUGGACCCAAUGAACGCCACUACCAACCGCCCUUACCACACGCCAACAAAUCACACCAUCACCUUCCACCACCUCGAGCGCCAAACCUACCACAUGACCCCGCGCACCAUGACCCUCGCGCUAGCGUUCGCCCCGUACUACCACACAGAAGCAGCAAAACGACACAAAUCAUCAUCGGCAUGUUUUUCUCAACUGUGCACACGCACACUCUCCCCACACUCUUUGUAACCGGUCAACGAACCGUCACUAUCGGUGAUUCAAGGAAAGAGUUGGAUGUGUAUAUCUGGACGAUGUUGAGGGAGGUUGUUGCUGAGCACGCGCCGAAUGCGAGGGUGAGGAAGGAGUGGAAGGGGAGGAUUGGGAGUCCGCGAAGUGUGUGGGUUGCAUAACACAGAGCUGCUGGGUGCUACCAGGACAUUUCAGGGAGACCUUGUGGAGGGGUAUUUGGAUCUAGCGUCUGCGAAGAGUG